AUGGACCCCCACCUUCUCCUGAAAGCUAUAGGUUUUAUCCUUCUUGUGAUAAUUGGAAUCCCAGGAAACAUCUUCCUUCUUUUGCAAUUUGCUUACAUCAAAAUCUAUGAGAAGAAACUUCUACCAACCUACAUAAUACUGACAGUGUUGGCCAUGGCUAAUUUUCUUAUUAUUCUUUCUCGUAUCAUCCCACAGUCCUUGAAUGCCAUAGGUGUAGAGGAUUUGCUUAAUGACACAGAGUGCAAGUUUGCCAUAUAUACUUAUAGAGUUAGUAGGGCCAUGUCUAUAUGUGUCACCAGUUUGCUUAGCUGUCACCAGUGUAUUCUCAUUUCACCAACAUCUAGAGGUUGGACUUAUCUAAAACAGAAUGUGACACAAUACUUGUGGGUCAUUAUUUUAUUUUUCUGUAUCAUGAAUUUCUCAAUGUACCCAUACAGUUUUAUGAGCACUUUUGCCAGGAGAAACAUUACAACUUCUCCAUAUGCUCUCCACCUGGUAUAUUGUGAUACCGACUUUCUGACUUACACAGCAUAUAUUGUCAACGGAACAGUAUAUUUUAUUCGGGACUUUAUCUUUGUGGGACUUAUGUUGCUGGCAAGCAGUUACAUGGUAUAUAUAUUGCUUCGACAUGAGAGAAAUAUGAAAGGGAUUAGGAAUUCAGACAGAGGUCAAAAGAGAUCAGCUGAGUAUAAGGCUUCAAGAGCUGUCAUUUUAUUGGUUGUCGUUUAUGUGGUGCUAUUUGGGCUGGACAACUCCAUGUGGAUUUACACACUAACUAUGUCUAAUUUGAGCCCUAACAUGAAUGAUAUUCGGAUAUUUUUAGCCUCUUCAUAUGCAACUCUAAGUCCCAUAGUUAUCAUAAUAACCAACCCUAAGCUUCAGCACUGUUGGAAAUACUUUCAUAGGAAGAAGCCUUUCCAGAAAUAUAUAGAAAGCAAUGGACUUGUGUUCUCCAUAAAUAAAUAG
Molecule: messenger RNA, 966 nt
Organism: Pseudophryne corroboree (corroboree frog)
Lineage: Eukaryota; Metazoa; Chordata; Amphibia; Anura; Myobatrachidae
Product: olfactory receptor class A-like protein 1
Exons: 1
Coding region: 1-966 (321 amino acids)
Biological process (GO): G protein-coupled receptor signaling pathway
Cellular component (GO): membrane
Molecular function (GO): pheromone receptor activity
Source: RefSeq, a predicted model, not a curated record